Owenia fusiformis is the source of this 1937-nucleotide messenger RNA. Lineage: Eukaryota; Metazoa; Annelida; Polychaeta; Sabellida; Oweniidae. The record is from the annotation of a GenBank genome assembly.
CGUCCAUCAGGAUCUAGAAAAUUACAAUUAUUGCCACGUUAGGGCUUUUAAAUAAAACCGAACAAUGGAUUGAAUCAGUAUUAUAUUCAGUGUAUGUACUCACGUAUCCCAAAUGAAGAUUAAUGGAACUUUUGAAGUGAUUGCUGGAGCUCCACGAUACAAUUAUUUUAUUAAGGGAACUUUCAUAGAGUAGUUCAGUAGAACAAUUCAGCGCGAUUGGUGGACAGGAGGAUGAUUCAAAUGAACUCAGUGUUAGCGCGUAGGAUGACGUGGAUCGUAUAAGAGGAACUGGAUUAAUUCGUUCUCUUGCUGGUUCUUCGUUAACGACUGCAUCUGGAACCACAUGAACACCAGACUUCAAAUUAACAAUUUCAAGAUAAGAUGGUUCGACUUUGUGCGUAAUCUGAAUUACGUGAUAAGCAACUUGUGAAUGAUUUGGGUUAAAUAUGGAAGUGUUUGGAACAUUGCUUAUUCUAUUAAUCUCGCAUGUGUCACUGGCAAGUGGAUCAUCGGAAGGAAAACAGAUUGUAAAAGAUCUUUUCAGAGGUUAUGACAAAACAGUAAGACCAGUAAAGUCGCAUAACGAAUCGGUCCGUGUGGCACUUGAUAUCUCGAUUCGACAAAUCACAGAUUUGAAUGAAAGAUUACAAGUUAUUAGCACGGCAAUCUGGAUUCGAUUAGGAUGGGACGAUCAUUAUUUGCAAUGGAACACAUCUGAUUAUGGCGGACUUCACAAGAUCCACGUCUCCCCCAAGAAGAUCUGGACUCCCGACAUACAGCUUUAUGACGACGUUCGUGAAGAUCCUGCCGACUGGACUCUUUUCAAGGCGGUUGUAUACAGUAAAGGACGUGUUUGGUGGAACGUUCCCAUAUUGUUCACAUGUUCAUGUAAAUUAAACGUUAAAUACUUCCCCUACGACCAGCAAGUUUGCUCUUUUAAGUUCGGUUCCUGGACAUAUGAUGGCUUCGAACUGGACCUAGUGAACAGGAGUUCCCGUGCAGAUACGAAACAAUUCUUGGAUAAUGGGGAAUGGGAUUUGAUAGAUGUGCCCGCAGAGAGGAAUCUGUUAUACUAUACCUGCUGCCAAGAACCAUACCCAGAUGUCACAUUUAAGAUUAUAAUACGAAGGCGGCCUCUGUAUUAUAUUUUCAAUCUGAUCCUUCCUUGUAUUUUCAUUGUUGCCAUAGCCCCAUUUGCUUUCUUCCUUCCUCCUGCCUCUGGCGAAAGGAUAUCUCUGGUAAUAACGCUGUUAUUAGCCCUCACAGUAUUCUUACUCCUCGUUGCUGAGGUAAUGCCGCCACAAUCAGAAGUAGUUCCUUUGAUAGGUCAGUAUUUUGGAGUUGCAAUUGGACUCCUGGCUAUGUCCGCCAUUGUGUCAGUGUUUACGGUGCACUUCCAGCACAGAGGGUCGCGUGUGGACAGGGUCCCCAGAUGGGCGAGGAGGUUUAUUCUCGGCUUCUUGGCUAAAGUCUUGUGCCUUAACAUUGCAACGGGAAAAGGCACAAUUCCCAAGAUGAACAUGCAGGGGCUUGAAGACUUUCCUCUACAAGAAUCUGACUCUAUAUCUGUUCUGCUCAAUGAUUCUGAAGAGAAAAGAAAAAGGGUUUCAAAUCGAAAUUCUUCCCUAAGAGUAACACUCGUGGAUGAACUGGACACGAACAAUUCAAAUCUGCCUAAAAAGGAAAACAACCAAACUAAACCAGAUUCUGACAUCAAUGUCAGUCCAAAUUGGGAGCCUACGAAAUUUCUCCGUGCCAUUCUAGGAUUACUGUUCGACAUGUCCGAGCAACAGAAAGCGGAUGGCGACGAUGAGGACUGUAGAAGGGAAUGGCAGCUGGUUGCCAUGGUUAUUGAUAGAUGUCUAAUGUUCAUUUUUCUUUUCUUCACUUUAGCAUAUUCUGUCAGUUUUCUCACAUAUAGGCCUUCGUAUGAAUAA